CAUCCGAGUCUGAUUAUCUGCGGUCCGUGUGCAGCGAGUCGAGCUCAUUCAUCAUGGCUCAGCCGAAAAUAUCCGUGGACGCUCCGUCUAAAUUAUGGAUAAGUACCGUGUUUGUAGUCAUGGUUGUUCUUCAAGUCGCAUCGACUACUGGAUUAUUCGUUUAUCUCAAUAUGUCAAUGGCUCAGGCCCGGAGUCAGGGUGUGUCUGAGGAGCUGCGCUGUCUUGGGCUGCUGAACGCUCUGGAGAAAGAUCAGGAGGUGCCGGAUGGUCUGGUACAGCUCUUUGGUGAACCAUGCAUCAGACUUGCUGAAGGAAUUAAGACAUAUAUAUCCAAGGUUACAGAAAACAUCAUCUCUCAGCACAUCUUUCAAGAAAGACAAACAGCCGAGACACGUCUGAAAGUUCUCAAUGGUGGGAACCAGCGGCCCUCUGCUCACCUCACCCUCCGAGACAAUGGAUUACAAGGCCCAACAUCUUUAAGUCCUCAAAGAGACCUCCACCAGUCCUGCCGUCACCCUGUACGUUCCUGGGGAAACCAGAGCUUCGGCACGCACCUGCACAACAUGACAGUGUCCAACGGGCGGCUGCGGAUCCCUCAGACGGGACGCUAUUACCUGUACGCUCAGGUCUACUUCCGGUACCUCACACUGUCCAACACCGAGUACCAGUCCAGCUCAGAUAGCCAGCAGGUGGUACAGUGUGUGUAUAAGAAGACGGCUUAUGCACAGCCCAUUCAGCUGCUAAAAGGAGUGGGCACCAAGUGCUGGGCCCCGGACAGUGAGAAUGCCCUCCAUUCCAUCUACCAGGGAGGUAUGUUCGAGCUGCGAACAGGAGACGAGAUCUUCGUCUCAGUGUCCUCUCCUACCGCAGUGCAUGCAGAGGACUCGUCCAGUUACUUUGGAGCCUUUCGCUUUGACCUCUGAGCCCUGCUCAUUGGGUGUCUGAAGCGUUCAGUGUGUGGACUGUGAGAAAAAGGAAAAGAGUGGGUGGAACAAGGAAGGAUCUGUGAAGCUUCCUGUUUACUCAGAAACUUCCAUGAAGGGAGAUCAAAUGACUCAACUACAGACUAAUUGGGUGCAGAAGGCACAAGCAGCUAUUAAAACCAGAAGGAUGCUUCAUAGCAGGCUGCAAAGAAAAGACAAAAUGAAUUCUUGUACAAAACCUUGGAUAAAACUCCUCAAGUAAUCAUUGCUCUUUACCAAGGAGUAUUACAGAUGACGUGAGUUUUUUCUCUCAGAAAUGCGCAGUGGGAUCUUGAAUGGGACUCUAAUGGGUGGUCCAGAGUUUGUGGGAACACAGCUGAGGAAUUUCAUGAAUUUACCACAAAUUAGUCUGGGUUUAGAGCACCACAACGUAUGGCUAUACAAACACACCAGUGCUCACAGCUGGUGUGACAGAGAUUUAAACAGUCCAAGAAAAUAUAUGAUAAAAACCAAACAAACAGUCGAUCAGCUGAAACGUUUUUUGUGUGUGCUUCUUAAGUUUCAUUUGCACUGGAGCUACUAGUCUAAAAGUCAGUCAAGCUUAUACCCUUUUAGUGAUGUGAAUUCCAACUCUGUUCAGUGAGUCAGAUCAUUUGGCUCAGCUCACCAAUUCACACGAAGGAACAGCUCAGAAGUUCAAAGGAGGUUUGCACUGAAUCAUUUAAAGUGGUUAGUAAAAAUGAAUGAAUGAAUGAAUAAUGACAUUGCCUAUAUUAGCAAUUAAGUAUUAUAUACGAAAAAAACAUCAUAUAUGCGAGCCAAUUUGUUCAAGAACAACACAUCACUAAUACCCCCAGUUUAACACUGUGCAAAAUGCAUGUUU
Molecule: messenger RNA, 1806 nt
Organism: Ictalurus furcatus (blue catfish)
Lineage: Eukaryota; Metazoa; Chordata; Actinopteri; Siluriformes; Ictaluridae
Gene: tnfsf10l3
Product: tumor necrosis factor (ligand) superfamily, member 10 like 3
Exons: 5
Coding region: 54-923 (289 amino acids)
Biological process (GO): immune response
Cellular component (GO): membrane
Molecular function (GO): tumor necrosis factor receptor binding
Source: RefSeq, a predicted model, not a curated record